This is a messenger RNA of Myzus persicae (green peach aphid), 801 nucleotides long. RefSeq names its product DNA oxidative demethylase ALKBH2-like. The transcript is spliced from 2 exons. Gene Ontology annotation, biological process: DNA repair. Lineage: Eukaryota; Metazoa; Arthropoda; Insecta; Hemiptera; Aphididae. The coding region runs from base 159 to 740 and encodes 193 amino acids. The record is from RefSeq and is a predicted model, not a curated record.
UGACAACACUCUUGUCUCUACUCCCUGAUAAAAUGUUUUUGAAAUUCAUAAGAGACUAGUAAUCUACAGGACAAAAAUCGAAAUGUUGUAUUCUAAUAUUGACGGACUCCCCGCCGAUUAUAAUCAAUCGAUUAAUCAUCAUUCAAAUAUUGAAGACCAUGGCGGUUACUGUCUUCGAAGAACUAAUGAAAAACGCACAACAGUUACCGCGGUGGAGAAAAAUCAUUGCUGAAAACUUAGAUUUGGAUUAUUGUGAGAGAUUUUUGACAGCGGCUGAGAGCGCCAUUCUCCUGAAUUACAUGGAGAACAAUGUGAGUUAUUUUGACGGUCGACUUUCGCAGGUUAAAGUCUUCGGACAGUAUUAUCCCAUACCCAGGCAGCAGGUUGCGUUCGGCGACCCAGGUGUAUCGUAUAAAUUCUCUAAUACGGUUGUACCAGCUCAACAAUGGCCUCAACCGCUGUAUGAUCUGAAGAUGAAAAUUUGCACCAUCCGCGGAGUCGAUUACAAUUUUGUUCUGGUCAACAGGUAUAAAAAUGGAGAGGAUCAUAUGGGUGAACACAGGGAUGAAGAAGUAGAAUUGGACAAAACAAUACCCAUUGCAUCUGUAUCAUUGGGACAGACAAGGAAAUUUGUGUUUAAACAUACCGAUGCACGGAAGAAGAUAAGACAAGUAGAACCUAUAAAAUUAGAUUUACAUGAUGGCAGUCUUUUGAUGAUGAAUCAGCCUACAAAUAGAUAAUGGUUUCACUCAAUUCCCAAAGAAAAAAAAGCAAAAAAUAUUAGGAUUAAUUUCACAUUCC